UCCCUUCAGCCGGGCGGGAGGCAGAGCGGUAGCGGGUCCCCUCCCCUCGGUGCCCCGGGCAGAGGAGGUGGAGGUCGCGGCGCUGGCUUGGCUGUUAUCACCAUGUCCACAGAUGGUGGCUUUGGCGCCGCUGGCAGUAGUGAUGCUCAGCAAAGCCUGCAGUCUUUCUGGCCUCGGGUCAUGGAGGAGAUUCGAAAUCUAACAGUGAAAGACUUCAGAGUGCAGGAACUCCCACUGGCUCGUAUUAAGAAGAUUAUGAAACUGGAUGAAGAUGUGAAGAUGAUUAGUGCUGAAGCUCCUGUGCUGUUUGCCAAGGCUGCUCAAAUAUUCAUAACAGAAUUGACGCUACGGGCAUGGAUACACACUGAAGAUAACAAGCGGAGGACUCUGCAGAGGAAUGAUAUUGCCAUGGCAAUUACAAAGUUUGAUCAAUUUGACUUUCUCAUCGAUAUUGUUCCAAGGGAUGAACUUAAACCUCCAAAACGUCAGGAAGAGGUGCGCCAGGCUGUGACUCCUGCUGAGCCUGUCCAGUACUAUUUCACGCUUGCUCAACAGCCUGCCGCAGUACAGGUACAGGGGCAACAGCAGGGACAACAGACCACCACAUCCACUACUACCAUCCAGCCAGGACAGAUCAUCAUUGCUCAGCCUCAGCAAGGACAGACCACCCCAGUGACGAUGCAGGUUGGUGAGGGUCAACAGGUACAGAUCGUCCAGGCACAGCCACAAGGACAAACGCAGCAGGCUCAGAGUGGAACUGGGCAGACCAUGCAAGUCAUGCAGCAGAUAAUCACCAACACAGGAGAAAUCCAGCAAAUUCCGGUUCAACUGAAUGCUGGCCAGCUGCAGUAUAUCCGCUUAGCUCAGCCGGUAUCAGGCACCCAGGUAGUCCAGGGACAGAUCCAGACGCUUGCAGCCAACGCACAGCAGAUUACACAAACAGAAGUCCAGCAAGGACAGCAGCAGUUCAGCCAGUUCACAGAUGGACAGCAACUCUAUCAGAUUCAGCAAGUGACCAUGCCUGCAGGUCAGGACAUCACCCAGCCCAUGUUUAUUCAGUCCACCAAUCAGACUUCUGAUGGACAAGCGCCUCAGGUGGCAGGGGACUGAAUUAGCCCACCGUAGUGAGUAUUCUGUCAGCAUGGAAAUUGACACACACCAGCUUGACUUCUGCCAUUCCGACCGGCUCUGAUG
Emys orbicularis (European pond turtle) is the source of this 1194-nucleotide messenger RNA. RefSeq names its product nuclear transcription factor Y subunit gamma (gene NFYC). Gene Ontology annotation, molecular function: RNA polymerase II cis-regulatory region sequence-specific DNA binding; protein heterodimerization activity; DNA-binding transcription activator activity, RNA polymerase II-specific. Bases 103 to 1110 code for a protein of 335 amino acids. NCBI's taxonomy places the organism in Eukaryota, Metazoa, Chordata, Testudines, Emydidae. Gene Ontology annotation, cellular component: nucleus; CCAAT-binding factor complex. The record is from RefSeq and is a predicted model, not a curated record. Gene Ontology annotation, biological process: regulation of transcription by RNA polymerase II. The transcript has 10 exons.